CCAUCAUGUACACGCCUAUUUCUCCAAGAAGCUUCUCUCUCUCUCUCUCUCUCUCUCUCUCUCUUGCUCUGAGUCUGAACUCUUGGUUUACAGGAUAUAUAUUAUAUAUAUAAAGAAGGAAGGCGAGGUGGUGAUGGAUGAGCAUGUGAUUUUAUGAAUUGGAUUCGCUUUCUGUGUAAAAAGCUGAGGAUUCUCUUUGUCUUCUCACUUGGGUUUGUUUCCCAUUUUUAAUAAUUUCAUGGGAAAGGAAGAUCUAAAACCAUUCUAAGACAGAAUUCGUGUCUGAUUUUCCUGGAAAAGUUCCCUGAUUUUGCUGCAACAUUUCUGUUUCUCGCAUCCCCAGAAGCUAAAUUUGUUCUUUUGGGUUUCCUUUGCACUCCGGGUGUUAGGAUUUUGGGUGGUGCAUACCUUAAUAUCACGACCUGUUGGUGUUCCCCUUCUGGUCUUUGCCAAAUCUGUUUUAGACGCUGUAUACUUCUGUAGAUGGAUAAGGACAAAGCCCCAGAUCAUAGCAGUGGUUUACCACCGCCGUCGGGUCGUUUCUCAGGUUUUUCACCAUCUGGAAGUUCUUUUACUGUGAAACCUGAGCCAUCAUCGUCUUCAUUUCCUCCCAUGGCUCCAGCUACUAGUUCAGACCCUAGUCAUUUUGGUCAUGGAUCAGAUUCUAGCAGCUUUAGUCAUGACAUUAGCCGUAUGCCUGAUAACCCACCUAAGAAUUUGGGCCACCGACGUGCUCAUUCAGAGAUUCUCACUCUUCCUGAUGAUAUUAGCUUUGGUAGUGAUCUUGGCGUAGUAGGUGGUGCAGAUGGGCCCUCUUUCUCUGAUGAGAAUGAGGAGGAUUUGUUAUCAAUGUACCUUGAUAUGGAUAAGUUAAAUUCAUCCUGUGCCACAUCUACUGUUCAAUUGGGGGAGUCAUCAACUCCAGCAUCAGGAUCGGUAGUACCACCAGAUGUCAGUGCUGGCCCUAGUGAAAGGCCAAGAGUUAGGCACCAACACAGCCAGUCAAUGGAUGGAUCGACUACUAUCAAGCCGGAGAUGCUCAUAUCAGGUGCAGAGGAGGUGUCUCCAGCUGAUUCUAAGAAAGCCAUGUCUGCUGCAAAGCUUGCUGAACUUGCUCUUAUUGAUCCUAAACGUGCAAAAAGGAUUUGGGCAAAUAGACAAUCAGCUGCAAGGUCAAAGGAAAGGAAAAUGCGGUAUAUAGCUGAACUUGAACGGAAAGUGCAAACACUGCAAACAGAAGCAACAUCGUUGUCUGCUCAAUUGACUCUAUUACAGAGGGAUACAAAUGGUCUGACUGUUGAAAAUAGUGAACUCAAACUGCGGUUGCAAACAAUGGAGCAGCAGGUCCACUUACAAGAUGCAUUAAAUGAUGCAUUGAAAGAAGAAAUUCAGCAUCUGAAGGUAUUGACUGGUCAAGCUAUGCCAAAUGGUGGACCCAUGAUGAACUUUGCAUCUUUUGGAGGGGGCCAGCAGUUCUAUCCCAACAAGCAUGCCAUGCAUACUCUUUUGACCACGCAGCAGUUUCAGCAGCUCCAAAUUCAUUCGCAGAAACAGCAGCAUCAAUUCCAGCAGCAUCAACUGCUUCAGCUUCAGCAGCAACAAUUGCAGCAGCAGCAGCAAGAACAACAGCAGCAGCCAGUUGGAGAUUUGAAAAUGAGGGGAACAAUGCCUUCUCCAAACCAGAAAGAUAAUGCAUCAGAUAUUAACCCUCCUGCAACAAAUGACUGAGAAGUGAUUUUGGCCAUUGUGCAGCCAUCUUGUGCAAGGGACUCCUCUUGUGUAAAAUUGUAGUUGCGGUAUGUUGUCAGAUAGGAUAUCUGGAGUCUGACUCUCCAAAACUCUUAUUUUAUUGAUUUUUUUACUCAGUCUGUUUAGGUGCAUUUGAAUUCUAUUUGUUUUAGGCAGUUCUAUAUUCUAAGUUUAGUUAGAGGCAUUGUUAUAUGAUAUAUUCAGAUGAUAUAGUUUAUGUAGCAUCUUUGAUGUGAUCUUAUAUAAUCUUUGACGGGAUUUGUUCGAA
This is a messenger RNA of Hevea brasiliensis (rubber tree), 2017 nucleotides long. RefSeq names its product probable transcription factor PosF21. Gene Ontology annotation, cellular component: nucleus. Gene Ontology annotation, biological process: regulation of DNA-templated transcription. The record is from RefSeq and is a predicted model, not a curated record. The transcript has 5 exons. Bases 484 to 1728 code for a protein of 414 amino acids. NCBI's taxonomy places the organism in Eukaryota, Viridiplantae, Streptophyta, Magnoliopsida, Malpighiales, Euphorbiaceae. Gene Ontology annotation, molecular function: DNA-binding transcription factor activity.